AUGUGUGACGGGUCUAACACCAGACGGAACAGAAAAAGACCUCACGGUUUGGAGGACGUGACGGGGGAGAAAAAAAUGGACCACCAAAGGCCAGAGGAAACCAUUAAAGGGUUAAGCCUCACCUCAGACUUGGAGAGAUACAAGAUGAGACAAGAUUUGUCAAAAGAUGUAUUUAUUCGGCGCACGCUGGCGUGA
Molecule: messenger RNA, 195 nt
Organism: Knipowitschia caucasica
Lineage: Eukaryota; Metazoa; Chordata; Actinopteri; Gobiiformes; Gobiidae
Source: the annotation of a GenBank genome assembly